Molecule: messenger RNA, 378 nt
Organism: Orbilia oligospora ATCC 24927
Lineage: Eukaryota; Fungi; Ascomycota; Orbiliomycetes; Orbiliales; Orbiliaceae
Exons: 2
Coding region: 1-378 (125 amino acids)
Source: RefSeq, a predicted model, not a curated record
AUGACAUUUCCAAACCCAUUUUCUGCUGUCCAAGAAAGCUAUCGCAGGCGAGCAGCUCAACACCAAAAGAAGAAGGACGACAAAGCCAAGGUGAAGGAAUGGUUGGAGUUUACAGCACAACACAGACAUGAACAAUGGGUCGACGAAGAAUUGGAACCCUAUUUGUUAACUGGAACACUGCAUCUUGUGGAUACCGAUGCCAGCGAUGAGGAUGCGAACGAACGACAGAGGGGGUUAGAGUCUCCACCUGAGAGCCCGAGGUUGUCCGACAGCGCCCAGCCCCCGCUGAAGGCGAUCAAAUUCGUCAAAUACGGAAGACAGUUCGAUACGCUCGGGAAUAGCGAUACCGAUAUAUUUUUCUCUCGAGCUAGGUCUUAG